This is a messenger RNA of Paramisgurnus dabryanus, 2051 nucleotides long. Lineage: Eukaryota; Metazoa; Chordata; Actinopteri; Cypriniformes; Cobitidae. The record is from RefSeq and is a predicted model, not a curated record.
CGCAGAAUUGGAAACCCGGCACUGACGAGUGUUUUGUGGGUUAUUCCAAAAUUAGGGUCCGGGACCCGAACGUGGACACGUACCAAGUUGUUAACGUAGGACAAAUUUGAUAGUGUUCUGGGAACACGUUGCGGUUGGACCGCGGGAAUAAAAUACAGUAGAAUAGGACUUAGUGUUCUGGGAACACGUUGCGGUUGGACCGCGGGAAUAGAAUACAGUAGAAUAGGAUUUAGUGUUCUGGGAACACAGAGCGGUUGGACCGCGAUACAUAGAGAUUGAAGUGGGUUUCAUACCCGAGAAAGUGGUCAGGGACCACGGGCAACGCAGCGGUUGGACCGCAUAAAGAGAAAGUGAAAGUGGUAAGAAAGCCACGAAAUAGUCGAAAAUACGAAGAGAAUAUUGGUAUUUGAAAAAGUUUUAUUGUAAGCAAUAUUGUUAAGUUGUGCUAAAGAAUAGGAAUUUGAAACUUACUGAAGAUUGUACGAAAUGGCUGCUUAUUUUUAAAUGUGCUGUUUAUUUGCGCUGUUUGCUACCGGUAUAUUAUCAGCUUUACUAAGGACUGACAGCAAAUAACAUUGAGAGGAAGAAUAAACGAGAUAUUCAGGGUAAGACAUAUUUUAGUGGAAGAUAACAUGAAGACUCUUAAAGAGCAAUGGGAGGCAGCCGUAGAACAGCUUUUGAGUGGGUUAGAAGAAAGAGAAAGGCUCAAAAAGACUCAGAAAUUGCAAGAAAUGUAUGAAGAAUGGAAACAACUUAAGGGUUACGAAGAUAGGACGAAGACAAGUUUGAAAGAGCAAGUAAUUGUUCAAGAAAGUGAAGCGCACAGGAAGUUUCAGAGAGAGGACAAAAAGGAAGUGGGGUUUCUAGCUAGAAAGAAGCAUGACAAGGAAGUGAAGAGACUACGUGAAGAGUUUCAUUUGUGGCAUAGUAUGGCAGUUAGUUGUGUGGCUUUGGUACAGUUGGAUAGAGAGAGACAAGAGACAGAAAAGAAAGUAGAAAUAAAAAAGAGUGACCUUAAAGAGAAGGAAGCAAACAAAAUUCAAGAGGGGAGGGAAAUAGCAUCCAUAUAUCCAGCACUGCCACCCACUGCUCCACCUCCAUAUGCCCCGCCCCAUACACAGUUGCCAGUAUUUGAAGUACAAAAGGGUGUGUUGGACAUGGAGCAGCGGGAGGGAAAUCGCUGGAAAAUAAAAUCAGGGAAAUUAAAUUUAAUAACAGAAAACGAGACAGAGGAGAGAGAAAUAGCACGAGAAACAGCUGAAUUGAUGAGAACACAUAGAGAGCAAGCGGCACAGGCAGAACAGAAGAUGGCAGCUCUGGAGAAAGAACUGAGGGAACAAUGGAAUAGCGUAGUACAGGAAAGGACAUUUCAACCCGGAGCACAAAGCACCCCAGGAGAAACAUUGAGUAGCAGAUUCAUAACAGUGGACGAGACUGGGAGUCAGAUAGAGGUUGAAGAACAGGGAACAUAUCCAGUUGAAAUCAGAGGAGAAAUGAAGGUGGGUAAGAGGAUGAAAGAGGAGAGCAGAUAUAACUACAGUAUACAGACACCAAAGAAAGAACAGGAAGAAGAUGAACAGGAAUGUAGGGAACUACAUCUCAUUCGUAGGGUACCUAAUAUCUGCCCCCUAGUGGAGACAAGUGGAAAGGUAGAAUACAAACCAUGGUCAUUCACAGACAUGGGAGCUAUCCUUGCAAAGCUACCUCAUAUCACGAGUGGUGGGGGUAAAUGGAUAGGGAAGGUAAUAACUUUGACACAAGGGCAUACGUUGGCGAUCGGAGACCUUAGAGCAUUAUUGGGACAGGUACUGACCGUAGGACAGAUUACGGAAAUUGAGCGAGAGUCAGGAACGGUAGGAUUAUAUGAUGACUAUCCAUACUGUCGAGUUGCAUCAGAUUGGGGAAAGGCACUGCGAAAGCUGUACCCAGCGCCAGCAGGCACCCUUUACAAUAUAAAAUUUUCUCCAAAAGGGGAAGAAACAGCAGCAGCAUAUCUGAGUCGAUGCAAAGGAGAGUGGGAAGAGCAAACGGGCUCAUCCACAUUCAGAUAG